Molecule: messenger RNA, 7711 nt
Organism: Saccostrea echinata
Lineage: Eukaryota; Metazoa; Mollusca; Bivalvia; Ostreida; Ostreidae
Product: endoribonuclease Dicer-like
Exons: 17
Coding region: 1-5733 (1910 amino acids)
Biological process (GO): siRNA processing; rRNA processing; apoptotic DNA fragmentation
Cellular component (GO): nucleus; cytoplasm; RISC complex
Molecular function (GO): protein binding; RNA binding; ribonuclease III activity
Source: RefSeq, a predicted model, not a curated record
AUGUUAGCAACUGAUUCAGUAAUUCUGUCUGUGGUACGUUCACUAAUUCCAUGUAAAUACGUCUUAUACAUAUCAUCACACACAAACACGAGACUUCUUGGUUCCAGCAAAAUGGAGAUGGUUAAAACAGAGACAGGGACUUCCAAAAGGUUACCAAGACACCUUAGACAUGAGGACAUUCCUUCCCACACAUUUACCCCCAGGACAUACCAGGUGGAACUCCUUGAUGCAGCAUUGCAGAGGAACACCAUUGUUUGUCUUGGAUCAAGUGCAGGGAACACAUUUAUAUCUGUGAUGCUUCUGAAAGAGUUUUCCGGUGAGCUUAGAAAAGAGCUACAAAAUGAAGGGAAAAGAAGUGUAGUCUGUCUCAACUCUGAUGAUGCUAUGCAAGAAAUGUCACAAGUCAUCAAACAUCAUAGUGAUCUUGGUGUAGUCCCAUUACCAGAAAUGUUUGAAGAUGAAUCAAAAUUAAGAAAACUGCUUAAUGAACAUCAAAUCCUGGUAACAAAGCCUGCAGUGUUCAAUGAUUUACUGCUGAAAAGUAUCCUUCUACCAGCUCAACUAAGUCUAGUCAUAUUGGAAAACUGUCACCUUAUUCUUCAGCAAGACCACCCCUACCAAAACAUUAUGAAAAAAAUAAAUGACUUUGUCCCCAGAUUAUCUUCACCUAGAAUCCUGGGUUUGACUUCUUCAUUUAUUAGUCAAAAAUGUCAAGAUCCAGGAGAAUUGGAAAGCAUCAUCAAGUCUUUAGAAGAUGAUCUUUGUGCCAGGGCAGAGACGGCCACUCUAGUUAUAGCAGAGAGGUAUGGGAUCCGACCUAAGGAAAAUCUGACAUACUGUGAUAACUACGAAGAUGAGACUGGUACUCUGUUAAUGUUGGAUGACGUGUUAACUAAUGCUCUGGACUUUUUGAAGGAGUGCAAUAUGGAAGAUGAAGAGGAUGAUGACCGUGAUCCUAAAGAUAUUCCCAUCUUCGUCUUCACUGAAUGUCUCAAUAUCCUUUACACAUUAGGCCCAUGGUGUGCAUCAUGCAUUGCAAGCAUGUUCAUCAAUCAGAUAGAAAAGGUGGAUAAGCAUGAAACAGUUCCAAUUCAUAAGAAAUUCCUAAGAUAUUGUUUAACACAGUUAAGGAUAGUGAACACUUUGUUUGAACAAAACUUUACACCUAAUUAUGAUGUAGAGGAGUUACUGCAGUAUUCCACACCCAGAGUUUAUGAAUUGAUUAAUCAUUUACGUAAAUACAAGCCAGAGUAUGAUUUCAUGAUUGUGAGUAGUGGGGGUGACAUGGAUGGGUUUAUGGGGAAUGGGGAUGAGGGGGGUCGAGAUGGAGAUAGUGAUGAUGAUGAAUCGGAAAUGUCUGAUGAUUCGAUGAUCAUGUCAGAUGAGGAAACCUCUGACAGAUCAUACAAAGGGAACAUUCUCCAUAUUGCUGUUAAAAGGGAAUUAGAUAAUGAGAACCAGCAAAAACCUUUAGAUCCUUUGAAUUUGGACAAUGAAAAAUACCUGUGUGGCAUUGUCUUUGUUGAUCAUCGCUAUGUUGCCCUAGCCAUCAAUAAAUUCUUAGAAGAAGUGUGUUCCUGGGAUGAAAAUCUGUGUUUUGUGAAGAGCCAGCAUUUAACUGGACAAGGAUUGAAAGACAAGAAGUCUAAGAAAGGGGGAUGGAAGAAACAGGAGGAAGUUCUGAGGAAAUUCAGGCUACAAGAUCUUAAUUUGUUAGUUUCCACAACUGUUUUGGAGGAUGGAAUUGAUGUUCCCAAAUGUAAUCUUAUCGUCAAGUUUGACCCUCCUCGAACUUACAAGUCAUACAGUCAGUCAAAGGGGCGAGCCAGGGCAAGAGAUUCGGAGUAUGUCAUCCUGGUUGAGGAGAACAAAAGAGAGACCUUCAUAAAGGAAUAUAAUGUGUUCAAGGGAAUAGAAAGUGUGUUGGUAGGCAGGAGGAAUGGGGAUGAGGAUUUAGAUGAUGAAGAUCAUCCUUGUGAGGAAUUAUCCUCAUUUUUACCUCCAUACAUUCCAAACUCAGAUAAUCCUCAAAUCUGUGUUACCAUGGAUACAGCUAUUGCUUUUGUUAACAGGUAUUGUGCAAAGUUACCCAGUGAUGCCUUCACCCACCUGACACCAAAGUGUACAAUGCUGGAGACCCUCAGUGAGGAUGGUACAUUGUACACUGCCACCCUGAAUCUCCCUAUUAACUCCCCUUACAAACACUCUAUCAAGGGAGAACCAAUGCCAACAAAGAAUCUUGCCAAGAGAGCUGUAGCUCUAAAGCUGUGUGAAUGUUUACAUAAAGCAGGGGAACUGGAUGAUCAACUGAAUCCUGUGGGGAAGGAAGUCUUCAGCCUGGAGGAGGAGGAGGAGAUGUCUGAGGUGGAAGAUGGGGACGAUUUCAGUGGAGAGGGAAGACCAGGUACCACCAAAAGAAAACAGUACUAUUUCAAGAAGUUAGCUUCCUCAUUAUUAAAAAGCCAUCCCACAGCAGAGAAGUGCAUUCUGUAUAGUAUAACACUGAAUUUGAGCAAACCAAUCUCAGAUGAACAAAACACUCGAGGUCGAAAAAUCUGUGCCCCUGAGGAGACUUUGAGAGGUUUUGGAAUUCUUACAUCCAAUCAGAUUCCUCAGGUGCCAACAUUCCCUGUGUAUACUAGAUCAGGGGAGGUAACUGCUUCCAUUGACCUCCUCAGCAGUUAUGUUCCUUUGUCUGAGGAGGAAUUGGUAAGAUUAAGGGAGUUCCACAGGUUCACAUUCACCAAUGUUCUUCGUCUGGAGAAGGAUCCGAUGGAGUUUUGUCCUGAGGAGAGUGAACUGGGAUACCUCAUUGUUCCACUUAAUAAAGAUGGCGAGGGCAAGGUAAUCAUUGACUGGGCCUUUGUCAAAGAAGUGGAAGAGUCCAAAUCCCAUGUCAGAAGGAAUAUUUAUGACUCAAAGAGAGAACAAUUUAUUUUUUCUAAAGAGAACUAUGAGGAUGCCGUGGUGAUGCCCUCUUAUCGCAAUGUGGACCAACCUCAACAUUUUUAUGUCGCUGAAAUCAGGUCUGACCUUAAUCCAUCUUCCCCAUUUCCCUCCCCAGAGUUAUACAAGACAUUUAGCGCCUACUACACAACCAAGUACGGUUUGACAAUCACAAACUUGGAUCAACCCUUGUUGGAUGUGGAUCAUACCUCUGCCAGAUUAAAUCUGCUGACUCCUAGGUACAUGAAUCAGAAGGGAGUAGCCCUCCCUACAAGCAGUGCAGAAACUAAGAAAGCAAGGAGAGAGAAUCUACAACAAAAACAAAUUCUUGUCCCAGAACUCUGUGAAAUCCAUGUCUUCCCUGCAUCACUUUGGAGGAAAGCAGUGUGUUUGCCUACUAUUUUGUACAGAUUGAACUACCUCCUUGUGGCAGAUGAAAUCCGCAUGAAAAUUGCAGAGGGCACUGGUAUAGGAUUGGUCAAGUUGGAAGAGGGUUUCAGGUUUCAACCAUUAGAUUUUGGAUUUGAUCCCAAGGAAGAAAUGGAAGAGGGUGAAAGCAGCAAUGUGUGCAGUGGAGCAAUGAACAAUGACACAGAUGAAAUGGAAGAUGAUAAAGUUAUAGAAAAACCAAUGAAUGGUUGUGAUUCACAAACUUCUAGUCAUAUUGAUUGUGAUAACACAGGGUUGUUCUCUGUAGAGAAUGAGUGUGAUACAAAGAAAGCAAGCUGUGAUACAAAACAAAAUAUCAAUGCAGCAUUCCAAAACAAAAAGGCAGCUAAUGAUGACUGUGAUAUUCAGGGUAGUAUGUCUGACAACUCAAAACAUGGCAAAAAUGGAUUUUUGAAACAUAAUGAUGAAUGGGGCAAAACUUUGCAGGAUCAAAGUUCUUGUAAAUGUUGGGAUAAAGUUCAUAUAUCAGAUAAAGCACUUAAUGAGCUUACAACAGAAUUGAAUGAAAUGAAUAUACAUAUCACAAAUAGUCCAUCAAAGAACAAUCCCAACGAACCCAUUUUGAGUGACUUUCCAGAUGUUGGGGUAUUCAGACUUUCAGAGAAGCAGGGCAAAGUUUCUCCCAAGACUGAAGAUUCCAAUGUGGAUGUGAAUUUUCCAGUUCUGUCUAUUUCUUUAGAUGAGGAAGUAGACUUGAGUACAUUUGUGGGACCAAGUCCCUGUACCAUAUUGCAAGCUCUAACCAUGUCUAAUGCAAAUGAUUUUUUCAGCUUGGAAAGACUAGAGACAAUUGGAGAUUCCUUUCUGAAGUAUGCUAUUACUGUGUAUUUGUACUGUACUUAUCCGGGCAUUCAUGAAGGAAAACUGAGUUACUUGAGAAGUAAGCAAGUCAGUAAUUGUAACCUGUACAGACUUGGUAAAAGAAAAGGAUUUGCAGAAUGCAUGAUUUCCACCAAGUUUGAACCUUAUGAAAAUUGGCUGCCUUCAGGCUAUGUCAUCAACGAUGAUAAGAGGAAAGGUCCAGUCCCAAAAGUCCUUCUGAUCCGAAACAAUCUUGGCCAGCUAGAAAAGGUCAAAGAGAGCAGCCUCAUUGAAUCUUACUGUCAGGAAAAUGCCACCUUGAACUGGGUCCCCAAACUUGUAGAUGUGACAGAUGAUCCAAAUAGCAACACAGUGGGAGGAGGAAUUAAUCCUGAAGAUGGCAGUAAACAUCAUUCAAAUGAGGACCAGGAGGAGUUUGAGAAUCAGCUUCGGGAGUUGGAGGCUUUACCUGAGAGAGUGAGGCAGGAGGAGAAGGACCAGGUGGUGAUCCCCUACAAUCUGCAGACUCUUCAUAGCAUCCCUGACAAGAGUAUUGCUGACUGUGUAGAAUCCCUUAUUGGCUGCUAUCUCACUUCCUGUGGUAAAAAAGCAGUGUUGAAGUUCAUGCACUGGUUGGGAUUGAAAGUUUUGCCUCAGAAGAAAAAGGGAUCAAAUGAAGAGGCUGAGUUGCUGAGUCUGCAGUGUCCAGAAUCUCCAUUACUAACUCAUGUGCCUGGUUAUGAGUCAAUUCUGUGCCGCCUGCUAGAGGGAUAUGAUGCCUUGGAGCAGAAGAUAGGAUAUGAAUUUAAGGAUAAAUCAUAUCUUCUGCAAGCCUUUACACAUGCCUCUUAUCAUUACAACACAGUCACUGACUGCUAUCAAAGGUUGGAAUUUCUUGGUGAUGCCAUUUUGGAUUAUGUCAUCACUAGGCAUUUAUAUGAAGACUCCUGUAAAUAUUCACCAGGCGUGCUCACUGACCUUAGGUCAGCGUUGGUCAACAACAACAUAUUUGCUGCCCUGGCUGUCAAGUGGGACUUUCAUAAGUACUUCAAGGCCAUAUCUCCUCCUCUAUUUGGAGUCAUGGAGAAAUUUGUGGCCAGACAGAAAGAACGUGAAGAUGAAAUUGAUCUCAGUGAUGAUGAGGGGGAAGGAGAAGAUGAGGAGCAUGUGGAACUAGAGGUACCUAAAGCUCUAGGGGAUAUAUUUGAGUCAUUAGCUGGAGCUAUCUACCUGGAUAGUGGAAUGUCCUUGGAUACAGUGUGGAGAGUUUACUAUCGCAUCAUGAAACCCCAGAUAGACAAGUACCUGAAAAGCAUUCCAAAGUCUCCUGUUCGUGAAUUGUUGGAGAUGGAACCAGAAACAGCUAAGUUUGAAAAACCAGAGAGAACAUUAGAGGGCAAGAUAAGGGUGACCGUCAAUGUGGUAACCAAAGGAGUGUUUACAGGAGUCGGUAGAAACUACAGGAUUGCUAAAAGUGCCGCAGCUAAAAAAGCCCUGCGAUCUAUCCGGGCCAUGCAGGCUGGUGGGCUUAUCUAAUAAUAGAAUUAUUGGUGCUUGAUAAACAGAUAAAGGUCAUGCAGGAAUAUGACCAUAUGUCAAAAUUUCUUAUAGUGCAGUAUCAUUCAUAAAGGGAAAUGUGCAAUUGAUAUUCUCUAUUGGAUAUAUGCAAUACACAUGACUUAGUGCUCAAAAUCUUUAUAUGCAUGUAUCAAAUUUAUACUGGUGAAAAAAAUGAUACCAUCACUUAAUAAUUUUGCCAAAAAUGUAUCUGAGGGUUGUUUUAGGUCUGUUAAUUACUCAUAAAUUUGAAUAAAUUAUUUGCUAUCCUGCAAUAGAUAACGGUAAAAGUUUAUGGCAGUGCAGAUGUGAAAAUUUCCAUUUCUAGUGUUCAUUGGCUGGCAUAAUACUUAAUGCAAGUUAAUUGUGUGUAAACAAGUUUACAUUGUAACUAUCAUAUUGCUGCCCAACAUAAUAUGAUGUUCUUGUACAACUUAUUUGUUCACUGCCUGUCUGUCAUUUAUAUAUUGUCUGAUUUUCCAAAGUUUCAAGUCAGCUAAUUAUAAUCUGAUGAAAUACCAUAUUAUACAAUUAGUUAUAUCUUCAGCACCUAUUUUGCAAAUACAUGUAAUGAUCAAAGACUUAUUAUUUUAACUACAGAUGUGAAAUAAUGAUAGAUACAUGUAGAUUUAGAAAAUGUGUGGAUUACAAUCUGUUUAGGUUAGAAAAUUCAUUUUCAGUUCACUUACGACAUAAAUUUUUCAUGUAUUUUCAGCAAUCAAUUUUCAUAUAUUUACAUUCCUUGAGAUUUUGUAAAUGUACCUGACUUUGUUAAUUAGGGCCCAACAAGGAUUUGCAGGUGCCCUACAGUAAUCUGUCUGUCUGUGUAGCAUAAAUUCUAGCUGUUUUCCCAAAUGUUUUUGAUUGGGGGGAUAUAUGUAUCUAAAAAAUUUUUUUCACAUUAUUCCUCAUUAAAAAUAUAUAUUAAGUUUCCUUUUUUUAUUUUGUUUAUUAUCAAAUUAUCACAACCCUCCAAGCCUAUCUUUAGAUAUAUACAGUGUACCAGUGUACCUAGCAUCUUGCAGCGGUCCCUUGAUGACUGGUCAGUUUCUGGAUGGCAUAGUGAAUAGAACUUUUCAUAAGGUCAUUUAUUUAACUACACUUCUUAAAUAUAUGACCAACAUUGUUAAUAACUAAUGCAUGUCAUUAGGAUGAAUAAAGUUUUUUUUUUAUAUUUCAACUGUGAAAUGCUGCAAUUUAUCCUUGAAUGAAAAUGAUAUUUCUACAGGUGUUAUUUUUAUAGAAGUGUUAUUUUCAAAGCAUGAAAAUAACAUUUGCAGCAAAAACUUUCAAUUUUCCUUCCCUUUAUAAAAAGUUUUAAAUAAAAUAUACCUAUAUAUAGCAGGAGUGAAUAACCCAUCCUUGCAAUGACUAAAAUGCCAAAGUUUCUUUAAUUUGUUAAAAUCCAUGUUUAAAUCUUUAAUCUCACAACCACUUAGAUAUAACAUAGUCUACCAUCAAAGAGAGAGCUAAUACAUUGUAGGCAAUAGGACCAAAAGGAAAACCAAAGUAAAUAAACAGAAAGUUCAAUGUUUUCUUAUUGGAUUUAGAAUUUAUUUCACUUAUGAAACAGGAUUUUUUUUUAUACAUGCAUGCACUCACCUGGAAAAAAUCUAUAUAAAACUGGAAAUUGCAAAACUACAGGCAAUUUAACAAAACAUACAGUACAUGGUUCUUUGUGAAGAGUUUAAACUGAAUUGCUUUAGUUACUUUACCAAAACAAACAUCCAUGCUCAUUAAAAUAGUUCGUGUUGUGUAACAGCAUGUAUUAUUUUGUAAUUUUAUUUCUUAAAAUUUCCACUUGGUGCUGCAUUUUUUGCUAAAACUGCAUAUCAAGCCUUUGCAUGCUCAACCCUCAUUCCCAUCAUUAUGUGAUGUUAAUUUGUAUACAGGGUUUUUUUUCUUUCAGUACAUGUACUUUUAAACUAUUUCUAGAUUAAAUAAAGAAGUCAAAUUC